AUGGACUUGUCGUUGGUUGAAUCUACGAGUUGUCGUAGGUUAAAUUUUGAUGUAAACGAAGAUUGUCGGGAUAAUGAGUUUGAUGUUAUUGAUGAGGGUACAGACUCUACCAUGUUAUUGAUGAAUUCUGACACAUCUAUCAUAGAAGAAUUGAUGCCAAAAAUCGGUAUGGAAUUUAAGACGGAAGAGGAUGCCUAUCAAUUUUAUUUGAAAUAUGCUAAACAAGUUGGAUUUGGCAUAAGAAGGAGUAAAAGCCACAAUGAUAAAUCGGGUAAAUUAAUUGACAGGAUUUUUUGUUGUUGUGCACAAGGAAAAAGGGGAAAAGACAAACGAGAUGUUUAUGUGAAAUCUCAUCGUCCUGAAACAAGGUUUGGUUGUGAGGCUAAAAUGAAGAUUAGUUGUCGAAAAAAUGGCAAAUUGAGUGUGGAGCAAUUUGUUAAAGAGCAUAAUCAUUAUCUUUCAAGUCCAAACAAAACUCAUCUCUACAGAAGUCAUAGAAAUAUUUCUUCUUCUGCUGCAAUACAAAUUGAGAUGGCAAGUGAUGUGGGAAUCCCCCCAAAAGCAUCUCAUGAUCUUAUGGUGAAACAAGUUGGUGGGAGGGAUAAUUUAGGUUUUAUUCCCCAAGAUUACUACAACUACUUGCGAUCCAAAAGAACAAGAAAUAUUAGAGUUGGUGAUACAGGAGUUGAUGAAGAUGAUUUGAUAACUAAUAUUUUUUGGUGUGAUGCUAAGAUGAGAGCUGAUUAUGGCAAUUUUGGAGAUGUUGUUUGCUUUGACACAACAUACAGGAAGAACAAUGAAGGUCGUCCAAUUGCGUUGUUUGUGGGUGUUAAUCAUCAUAAGCAGUCCAUAAUUUUUGGUGCAGCUUUAUUAUAUGAUGAAACAUCUUUGACAUUCGAGUGGUUGUUUGAUACAUUUACUAAAGCUAUGUGUGAAAAAAAACCAAUAACUAUUCUUACAGAUCAAGAUGCAGCAAUGGCAAAGGCUUUGACUUCCAAAUGGCCUGAAACACAUCAUCGUUUGUGUAUUUGGCACAUUUAUCAGAAUGCGGCAAUACAUUUGAGUGAAAUUUUUUCUGAGUUCAAAGAGUUUACUAAAGAUUUUGCCUCGUGUAUAUAUGAUUUUGAUGAAGAAGAAGAUUUUAUUUUAGCUUGGAACAUGAUGUUGACCAAGUAUGCACUUGAAGACAAUGAUUGGUUGAGACGUAUGUUUUGCAUAAAAGAAAAAUGGGCUUUAGUAUAUGGACGACAUAUGUUUUGUGCAGAUAUGACUACAACCCAAAGAAGUGAGAGCAUGAAUAGUAUUCUGAAAAGAUAUGUCUCUUAUCAACACAAGUUUUUAGACUUUUUCAAUCACUUCCAAAGGUUGCUUAAUGAUCGUCGAUAUGAGGAGUUAAAAGCUGAUUUUAGAUCACAUACAAGUGUUCCAUGUCUAUUGUAUCCAAUUGAAAUUUUAAAGCAUGCAUGUUCUAUUUAUACUCCUGAGGCAUAUAAGUGUUUUGAACAAGAGUGGUACAAAUCUCAUGAUUCUAUUAUACACAUUUAUGAGGAUGUUGGAUCACAUACAAAAUACAAAGUUACUUCUCACAAAAAGAGUUACCAUCAUAUAGUUACACUUGAUUCAUGGGGUCAAAAGAUCGAGUGUAGCUGUAGAAAAUAUGAUUUUGCUGGGAUUUUGUGUUCUCAUAUUUUGAAAGUAUUUACGAUGAAAAAUAUCAUGAAAAUCCCAAGUGAGUAUGUAUUGAAAAGGUGGACACGGAAAGCAAAAGAUGGAUACUCUGGAGUUAUUGAACUUGUUGCAGACAAAGGUAGUUUGGAUCCAAAAACUUGCAACAUUAUGCGAUAUAAAGAAUUGAGUGGAUUAUAUGUUCAACUGGUUACCAAGGCAGCAGAGAGGGAAGAUACUUACAAGGUUGUUAAAGAUGGUUUGUUGAGUAUGUUUCAGAUGGUGGAUGAGAGGUUACAAGUUAAUGAACCAACUUCCCAACACUCUAUUGAAAGAGAGUUUGAAAGUGGCGAAGGAAACUCUCUUGGAGUCAAAGGAAUUAAAACAAAGAAGAAACCGGUUUCAGGUAAGAGAUUGAAAAGUGGCUUAGAUAAGAUUUCAAAGAAAAGAAAAGCGGCGAGGAAAAACAAUCAAACUUCAACAAUUCUUAAGGCUAGAGAAGAUCAUUAUGAAAGUACAAGUUGCAUGGCUAGUGUUGAAGGUUUGAGUAUGGCCGAAACUCAAUUUCAACCACUUUUGUCAACGCAACUAUCUCAGUUUCUACAGCGGGUUUUCAGCAUAGAUACAAUUGUGAAACCUCUUCCUCCUGCUAUGCAAUAUAACGUCUCCAGGAAUUUGAGUUUUUUUACUCGGAUCUUUACAAAAUUUUGGGAUCAACUUCUGUAG
Zingiber officinale is the source of this 2391-nucleotide messenger RNA. RefSeq names its product protein FAR1-RELATED SEQUENCE 5-like. Bases 1 to 2391 code for a protein of 796 amino acids. Gene Ontology annotation, biological process: regulation of DNA-templated transcription. The transcript has 5 exons. The record is from RefSeq and is a predicted model, not a curated record. Gene Ontology annotation, molecular function: zinc ion binding. NCBI's taxonomy places the organism in Eukaryota, Viridiplantae, Streptophyta, Magnoliopsida, Zingiberales, Zingiberaceae.